AUGAGGAGAAGGGGCCUGGACAACCGCCUCUUGGAUGGUGGGCAAGGACACUUGAUUGGCCUGCAGAAAGAAGGCCAGGCCAGCCACCUUUUAGGUGGUAGUGUGGGAGUGCAGCAGCAGACUGGUGAGAUUGCCGUGGAGGAUAAAAACCCAGGAGGGUACACGGAGAAGAGAGGCACACAGCUUCAGCCACUGGAUCUCCAGCACUGGGAUCAAUACAGGAAGAAUUUCCCUAGAGGUGAAAAGGUGGCAACACCAGGCAUCCCGACGUGUGACAGCCCAGUGGCCCCACCAAGCACCCACAAGUGGCUGAACCAGAUGUUCCACAGAAGGCCUGCCUGGUGGCACUGCCCACUGCCCGCAAGCAGAAGAAUGGUGUGCUCUACUGAGGGCUUGCCCAGUGCCCCAGUCCACUCACUGAGAGGUGGCUCAGCAGGCCUGCACUUGGCUGCCCAGCACCCAAACUUCAAGGGGAAGCACAACCUUGUGGCCACAGCCAUCACCACCCCAGAGCAUUACCUAACCCCAGAGCAUUACCAACACAGCUGCCCUUAUCCCUGCACACCACACUGCCCAGACAUCUUGCAGGCCACUGGCACCGUGAAGAUCCAGACCUUGGAGCAUGUCUUUGACCAUCCAUGGGAAACUGUUACAACAACUGCAAUACAGAAAUACCUAAACCCUAUGAACCCGAGAAUGGUUGGAGUUGAUGUGUUGGACAGACAUAUAGAUCCCUCUGGAAAAUUUCACAGCCAUAGACUUUUCAGCACAAAGUGGGGACUGCCUUCCAUUGUGAAGUCUCUUAUUGGUGUGGCAAGAACCAAACCAUAUGUGCAAGAACAUUCUGUAGUUGAUCCUGUAGAGAGAACAAUGGAACUUAAAUCUGCUAAUAUUUCAUUUACAAAUAUGGUUUCAGUAGAUGAGAGACUUAUACACAGACCACAUCCUCAAGACCCGAAAAAAACUAUUUUGACUAAGAAGCAAAAAAUCACUGCGAAAGCAGUUAGCCUCAGCACUUACCUUGCAGGACUAAUGGCAAGUAUAUCUUCAAAUGCUAAUCAGCGCUGAGAAGCAAUGGCAUGGGUAAUACAUGAAUUAAAUGAGGAGAUUGAAGAAUUAUCUGCUUCAGCAAGAGGAAGUAUAAGGACACCUAUUGUGGUGGCAGCAUUUAUAGAGAAAUAA
Messenger RNA from Cynocephalus volans (Philippine flying lemur), 1182 nucleotides. RefSeq lists its product as uncharacterized. Gene Ontology annotation, molecular function: phosphatidic acid transfer activity. The record is from RefSeq and is a predicted model, not a curated record. Lineage: Eukaryota; Metazoa; Chordata; Mammalia; Dermoptera; Cynocephalidae. The transcript is spliced from 4 exons. Gene Ontology annotation, cellular component: mitochondrial intermembrane space. Gene Ontology annotation, biological process: phospholipid transport.